AUGAAUCAAUAAAUAGUAAGCAACAGUAUAUAAGAAAUCAAUCACUACAAUCGAGUUUUAGAGGGAAAUAAAAGAUAUGUAGCAAAAAAGUUGUCAGAAGACCCCAAUUACUUUAAGACCCUAUCAAAAGGAUAAAGUCCUAAAUAUUUACUCAUUGGGUGCUCUGAUUCAAGAGCUCCUCCAAAUGAAUUGACAGAGACUGAUCCUGGAGAAAUAUUUAUUCAUAGAAAUAUUGCCAACUUAGUCAUUCCUACAGAUUUAAAUGUAAGAGUCUCUUUGAUACCUAAAGCUUAAUUGUGUUAUUCAAUAUGCAGUCGAACAUUUACAUAUACAUAAUAUUGUAGUGAUGGGACAUACUUGUUGUGGUGGAGUAAAGGCUGCUAUGACAUAAGAUUCAGUUGGAGGUUUACUAGAUCUAUGGUUAAAUUAAAUAAAGUUAGUUUAUGAGAAACAUGCAGACUUGAUAGAAUCCUUUGUUGAUGAAAAUGAUAAAAUUAAUUGUCUUAGUUAGUUGAAUGUAAGAGCUCAAGUUAUGAAUAUAUGGAAGAAUCCAAUAGUCUAAAAGGCUUGGUAGAAGGGAAAUCGUAAAUUAAUUUAAAUUAACAUUCUUAGCUGUAAUGGUCCAUGGAUGGCUAUUCAGGGUUGAAACAGGAUAUAUAGAAGAACUUUUGAUAGAUUAACAUACUCCAGAAGAGAUGUGCAAAGUCUAUGCUUUAAAGUUUAAAUUGGAAUCAGAGAAGUAAUUAUCAAAACAUGUUUCUCCAGCAGGCUCUCCUAAAAACAAUGCAAAGAAAAGAUUUUUAAAUAUGCAACGAAAAUUAAUUGAACAUAUAAAUUAACUAAAAGAAAAUAAUAUAACAGAUUAAGAUGGGGAAAUAAAAGAAAUUGGUGGAUUCAUAGAAAGUUCUAAAGAUUUAUGA
Paramecium pentaurelia is the source of this 920-nucleotide messenger RNA. NCBI's taxonomy places the organism in Eukaryota, Ciliophora, Oligohymenophorea, Peniculida, Parameciidae. The record is from the annotation of a GenBank genome assembly.